This is a messenger RNA of Babesia microti strain RI, 174 nucleotides long. RefSeq names its product large subunit ribosomal protein L29e. Gene Ontology annotation, molecular function: structural constituent of ribosome. The transcript has 2 exons. The record is from RefSeq and is a predicted model, not a curated record. Lineage: Eukaryota; Apicomplexa; Aconoidasida; Piroplasmida; Babesiidae. The coding region runs from base 1 to 174 and encodes 57 amino acids. Gene Ontology annotation, cellular component: cytosolic large ribosomal subunit; ribosome. Gene Ontology annotation, biological process: cytoplasmic translation.
AUGGCGAAAUCUAAGAAUCAUACUAAUCACAAUCAGAACCACAAAGCACAUAAAAAUGGGAUUAAGAAAAUAAAAAUCACAAAAAAAAUCUCGACAAAAGGAAUGUGCCCUAAGUUUCUCAGGAAUCAAAGAUACUGUAAGAAGGGUCAAAUAAACCUCAAAAACAAGGAUUAA